Ilyonectria robusta is the source of this 2976-nucleotide messenger RNA. RefSeq lists its product as uncharacterized. The transcript is spliced from 3 exons. Lineage: Eukaryota; Fungi; Ascomycota; Sordariomycetes; Hypocreales; Nectriaceae. Bases 1 to 2838 code for a protein of 945 amino acids. The record is from RefSeq and is a predicted model, not a curated record.
AUGAUGAGCAGUGACUUUUUAGAUCCGGAGCUCUCGGGCAUAUCCGUCGAUGAGAGUAUUGCAAAGUUCAAAUGGGAGAGGAUCACCAAAGGAAGAUCAGACGACGACCUCAAAACAGUCUGGGACAACGUUUCUGAAUUGUACUGGUCUGGUGUCGAGCGAGAGGUUGCGGCAGCCAUCAUCGCGUUCGCAAAUUUCAAUGAGCACCAAGCCGAUAGUCUUCCUGUGGAGGACUAUCGACCAGAAGAUCUAAGGACCGAUCAUCUAGCUGAACUUAUCGACCUCUGGAAUCCGUUUGACGCCCAAGGUCCCCUUGGAGCACACCUUGGCGAUCCGAAUCAAAUGCACCGUCUGAAAGAACGUGUCAACGAGAGAGUAGCCGAUGAGCUCGAAUUUCUUCCGCUCGAGGAAAGACGCGCCCAGGCCCUUCUUCAAGCAUUGGGUCUAACGGACAUUGAUUUCGUCAGGGAACAUCGUCGGCCGACUUUCAGAUCUCUGGGUCAACGGCCACAGAUCAAAGCUGAUGAAGAUGAGUAUCUGCUUGAAGCAGUCCAGUGCUCAAACUGUCGACACUGCGUGCGAGCAUUCCACUGGUUUGAAUGUAAGUCAGGCUGCAAAGAUCAUCCUGAUCAGACCAACAUGUUCUCCAUCUCUCGGCCACAGCAUGCAGAUUCCGACGAUGCGCAGCGUCAAUCCCUUGGGCAAAGUGUACACGCAGUUGUACUAAGCGAAUCAUUGAGUAAGAUUUUGCCGUAUACGCUGUGUCCGCCAUGCUUUGAAAAAUCACCGCACCCGUACGACCAUCUCCACGUUGUUAGGCGGUUUCCAGAAGGGAAGUUUAUAAAUUCAAAGAGCGCGGCAUUUGGCUUGCAGCUCGACAUGUGGGAAGACCAGCUGGACGGUCGAUUUUUGAUGGGCUUUGGAGCUCUUACGCUGGAUCGGCUUGCUUCAGGAGCCUCCGUAUUCUCUCGUGCGUCGACGCGUCACAUCUUUCCGGCUGGAAACACUCACUGUGCUGUCAUGCUUGGGCCUUUAAUCAUCGAGAACGGCAGCAGAUUCAUGCCCUCUGGCGCUCGAAUUUCCCUACGCAACGUACCCAAUUUUUCCACUCUCUCCCUGGAGGACCUUCAAGAUUUCAUCUCGGACCCAGCUGAAUUUAAGUGGUCUGAAGGAAAAGAGGUCUUGACACAAAAACACCUUGCCAUCUCGCACGACAGACUUCUCUAUUCUUCUGUGCAUCCUGUGCAAGAGCGGAGAUUCAUGAGCACUCAGAAGCAGAUUGCUAGCGGACUAUUCACGCUAUCCUUCCCAAGAGUCGCCAACGCCGAGAGAAGCAUCAUCCGAGAGUUCAUCCACGUUUCAAAAUUAUGGAAACAACACACCGAAGAGCACCGCUUUGCGCAGAUUUCAGUUCUUCGAUCUGUCCUCAGGUCUUUCGCUCAGCGUAUUGUUGCGGAAAUAAAAGACACCCACGGCCCCAGGAUCUCUGAACUUCUUUUCUGCAUCGCAAGGCGCCUCCACAAAAGCGUCAAGCUCAAAUACGACAGGGUCUUCAACAAUUGCCAGGACUUCAGCAGCGCUAUGAUCUUCAACGGGGACGAAUGGGACGCUGAGUUUUCCGGUGUGUAUCCCAGGAUACCUCCAAGACGUGAACAGACUGCGGAGACUCGUGCAAUGCGUUAUAUGAUGAGUUUUGCGGGCAAAAUGCAGCACGGAGAGUUCUUUGUCAGCCCUCUCACGAGUUCUCUUCAGCUUUACGAUUCUUUCGGUCACAACGAUUCGGAUCUCAUAGAUCAUACCAUCAACGUUCGGACAAGAUCCUGGGACGGGGGUAGCAUGCUCGCUCAUGACGCGUAUUUGAUGAAGAACUCCACCAUGACUUGUGAGAAAAAGACCAGAUGUUCUUUCGCGGAUCAUCUUCUUGAUGGUCCGCACGAUAAUAUAUCAGUACUGACCACCCACAUCCACCGCAAACGAACUCUGUACACUGUCCCAUCUGGCACAUACGAUGACGCAGGAUUCGACGUGCUUUUGAUGAACAAGGGCGACUUGGAAUGGAUCCAGAAUCGCCUACAGAUCUUACACCGGCUCCGCCUUCUCAAUUCUUAUCUUAGUGUACUCGCCGACGAGUUCGGAUCCCUCAUCUCCGAUGACAGUAUUGCGAGCAAGGAGCUACUCAAGGCUUGGCGCCCAGUGAGCAGUCAACUAGGCCGCUGCUGGAGCUGUAACAAACGAGACGGUCGAAACAUUCACAAACCGACCUGGUUGAGCGAUUCAGAUACAGGAGAGAUGAACAAUUCCAGGUGGACUCUAUUAUCCACAACCUGGCACACAUCACCUGGCAUGCAGGCCAAGCAGGCCUGGAAAAGCCGUUAUGACUCCCUCCGAAAGCAGCUCUUUGCCGAGUCCAAAAGCAAGAUGGAGAUAUCUCUCACGCCUCCUGGAACAUGCGACUGCUCGUCAUGCGAGCGGAUCUGGGCAUCGAGGCUGUGCUCUCGCGCAACUAGGCAUGCUGCCUCGCAGCAAUCGGUCAUUCCUGAAGAGAGAUCGACGGCAUACUCAUCAAGUCAUCCAGAUUUCGUACCCCUAGACCAGCUGCUUUCCUCGAUCAAUCUCCUGGGAACUCAGUACAAAGUUGUCACGGAGUUUCUGAAACAGCUUACUCGCACUCCAGAGUAUCUCGGGUACCAGCAAUCUACUGAACUUCAGAUUGAGAUGUUUCCAGAUGUUUAUGAACUCUAUCUCUGGAAAGCUCGUUUCCAUCCAACAACUCUUCAAGGAGAGUAUCCACCUUUCCUGGAGUGGCUGGCCGCGAUACACAACGGGGAAGAUGAUUGAGAAUCUGCCCAUGCUGAACAAGUGGAGAUGUUCUUGUUUGCGGUCAGGACGAAAGACAACACCAUUGCCACCAAGCGGACGAAUAGCGAACGGCAUGUCAGGAAUAGUCUGGCCGUGCGGUAUUUGUAAACAAUAGAG